CGUACGUCGAUCUUAACCCGUCAAGCACGCUGCUGUGCGUGUCUGUUAUGUGUGCCAGUGUUGACAAUAGGGUGAAAAAGAAACAGCCCCGAAUCACAAACGAGCUAAGGAAAACACCAAAAUCCAGGGGUUUGGGGAAGACAAGCAAUUGAAUCAUUAACAGGAAUGUAAUUGCGUUAUCAUAAUCGUUUUAUAUAGCCGUAUUUUGUUAUUAAUGGGAGUUUGAGGAUUAUUCCGUUGGAAGGAAAAAGGUACUCGUGGGUUUGGCUGUUUGAGGCCAGAUCUUCCUGCUGUUUGCACCGAGCUGGAGGUAGUCUCACAGCUAGAUAGAGCUCCAAACAUAGGAUAACUCCUCCGCCGCCGUCUCCGUUGCGAACCACAGAGGAUCAAGGUAAAGUACUACGUUUGGAGAGCUAACAGCCACUCGGUCGGCUGCAGCUUGUCGGGGUCGGGACUCGGGACUCGGGACGGUGUGUGUUUCCCAAGUCGGUCUGUCAGUCUGUGAGCGCUAGCUAACGGUAGCAGCAUUAGCACUGCCCCCUGUAUUUACAUCUGGGAUGAUGGGUGAUCGCCCAAGUCCGCCCAGCAGGGCUAUGUCCUCGGCAGCCACCACAUCUCCAUCUGUGGACAAAGUGGACGGAUUUUCACGGAAGUCUGUCAGGAAGGCCAAGCAGAAGCGGUCGCAGAGUUCGUCCCAGUUCCGCUCUCAGGGCAAACCCAUCGAGCUCACGCCCCUGCCACUGCUCAAGGACGUGCCAGCGCCGGAGCAGCCGGAGCUGUUCCUGAAGAAGCUGCAGCAGUGCUGUACUGUCUUUGACUUCAUGGACACGCUGUCGGACCUCAAGAUGAAGGAGUACAAGCGCUCCACGCUCAACGAGCUGGUGGACUACGUGACGGUCAGCCGGGGCUACCUGACAGAGCAGGCCUACCCCGAGGUCGUAAAAAUGGUGUCUCACAACAUAUUCCGGACCCUUCCGCCCAGCGACAGUAACGAGUUUGACCCAGAGGAAGACGAGCCCACGCUCGAGGCCUCCUGGCCACACUUACAGUUGGUUUACGAGUUCUUCAUCCGGUUCUUGGAGAGUCAGGAAUUCCAGCCCAGCAUUGCCAAAAAGUACAUAGACCAGAAGUUUGUCCUACAGCUCUUGGAGCUGUUUGACAGCGAGGAUCCUCGGGAGAGAGACUACCUGAAGACAGUCUUGCAUAGAAUCUACGGCAAAUUCCUGGGUCUGAGGGCUUUUAUACGAAAACAGAUCAAUAAUAUUUUUCUACGUUUUGUUUAUGAGACGGAGCACUUCAACGGAGUGGCUGAGUUGCUGGAGAUCCUGGGGAGUAUAAUCAAUGGUUUCGCUCUGCCACUGAAAGCAGAGCAUAAACAGUUUCUGGUCAAAGUGUUGAUCCCCCUCCACACUGUCAGGAGUCUGUCCCUCUUCCACGCACAGUUGGCGUAUUGCAUUGUACAGUUCCUAGAGAAAGACCCAACAUUAACAGAACCAGUCAUCAGAGGCUUACUGAAGUUUUGGCCAAAAACCUGCAGUCAAAAAGAGGUAAUGUUUCUAGGCGAGCUGGAGGAGAUCCUGGACGUCAUCGAACCAACACAGUUCGUCAAGAUCCAGGAGCCGCUCUUCAAACAGAUCUCCAGAUGUGUCUCCAGCCCGCAUUUCCAGGUUGCAGAGCGAGCUCUGUACUACUGGAACAACGAGUACAUCAUGAGUCUGAUCGAGGAGAACUCCAGUGUCAUCCUGCCCAUCAUGUUCGCCAGCCUCUACAGGAUCUCCAAAGAGCACUGGAACCCGGCCAUCGUGGCGCUGGUGUACAACGUACUGAAGGCCUUCAUGGAGAUGAACAGUACCUUAUUUGAUGAACUCACAGCCACUUACAAGUCAGACCGCCAGCGUGAGAAGAAGAAGGAGAAGGAGCGAGAGGAGCUCUGGAAGAAGCUGGAGGACUUGGAGCUAAAGCGGGGCCUUAGGAGCGACGGGAUCAUCCCAACUUAACGAAGACAGCGCCACGCUCCCCUCUGCCCUCCCCUCCUCCUCUCCCCCUGUGACUCCCCCCUUCCCCUCCAUCCUUACCCCUCCCCCCCC
Messenger RNA from Perca flavescens (yellow perch), 2087 nucleotides. RefSeq names its product protein phosphatase 2, regulatory subunit B', epsilon isoform b (gene ppp2r5eb). NCBI's taxonomy places the organism in Eukaryota, Metazoa, Chordata, Actinopteri, Perciformes, Percidae. The record is from RefSeq and is a predicted model, not a curated record. Gene Ontology annotation, biological process: signal transduction; protein dephosphorylation. The coding region runs from base 558 to 1997 and encodes 479 amino acids. The transcript has 14 exons. Gene Ontology annotation, molecular function: protein phosphatase activator activity. Gene Ontology annotation, cellular component: nucleus; cytosol; protein phosphatase type 2A complex.